AUGGCCUCUCCGCCGCCGGCCGGCGCGGUGCCUCCCAUCUUCGACGACGAUACUGUCGCUGCUAACGUCCACCCAGACGACCACGACGAUCCUAUUGUGGGUGUGCAUUCUCUCUGUCUCUCUCUCUCUCUCUCUGUCUGUCUCUAUUGCAAGCGAAGCGAUAAGACCAACAACCCUCUACGAAAAUGGGCCCAGCAGGCGGUCGGGGCGAAAUGGUCGAAAUGGGCGGUCGUGCAGAGCAAGCAAAAGGAUCCGCUUCUUUUCAUCGCUUCUGGCGCACUGCCGCUCGCUUACCGGUACCAUUUCUCGGUGUGUCCCUCUGUCGCUUCGGUGUCUCCUUUUUCGCUUUUCGCGUUCGCCGACGACUCUGUUUGCUGGCCGGCUGCUCGCGUUUACGAGUUGCCCACUUCCAUAGCCACCGCCUUUUUUUUUUUUGCUGCUGUGGCGGACAUUGACGAGGACAGCGACUCUGCAAUCGAUGUGCCAUUCCGCGAAUCUCUGACCUCUCUCCGGUCCAGUAUCCUGGCCUAUCAGCAAGAAAAUGGCCGUACCUACCACGCCAUGAGUGCAGGAAUUCACCCACUCCAGGCCGAAAUCGAACGUCUGGAUCUUCAACACCAUGUUCUCACACUCACAAUCGAGGGCAACCACUGCCUGUGUCCUAAGAACACGGGUGCUCGGCGUGUCCUAGAUUUGGGCACCGGCACUGGCAUUUGGGCCAUGGAAUACGCCGAUGCUCACCCCGACGCCGAAGUCAUUGGUGUGGACUUGAGUCCAGUGCAGCCAGAAUUCGUUCCGCCAAACUGCUACUUUGAAAUCGACGAUCUCGAGAGGGAAUGGACCUGGGACCGUCCCUUUGACUUUAUCUUUGCCCGCAUGAUGGCCGGCUCCUUUACGGACAACGGCGCCGUCGUGCAAAAGGCCUACGAACACCUCGAGCCGGGCGGCUACUACGAGGCCCAGGACAUGGCCCUACCCCUCGGCUGCGACGACGGCACCCUUAAAAAGGACUCGGACCUCUGGAUCUGGAUGGGGCUCGUCAUCGAGUCCAUGGAGAAGCUCGGCCGCCCCGUGGUCUCCGCCCAGCAGUGGAAGCCCCUCAUGGAGCAGUGCGGCUUCGAGGACGUCACCCAGACCAUAUACAAGUGGCCCAUCAACCGCUGGCCGCGCGACAAGAAGUACAAGGACCUGGGCAUGUGGAGCCUCGCCAACAUGGACUCGGCCCUCGAGCCCAGCUCGCUCGCGCCGCUGACUCGUGCUCUCGGCUGGUCCCGCGAAGAGGUUCUUGUUCUUGUCAGCAAGGCCCGGAAAGUCCUGCGCGACACCAGCGUCCACGCCUACUGGCCAAUCUAUGUUGUCUACGGCCGCAAACCGCUCAACGCGCCUGCCGCUCAGCCCACCGACGCCACCGUAUCGCUCCCCGAGGCCAGCUCACCGCAACCGGAGCCCGAAGCCCUCCCCGCCUCCCUGCCCGCUAAGACGCUUGCAUCUGCGCCAGUACCUGCACCAGCACCUGUGGCUGCACCAGUCGUCCAGUCUGCUGCCGCACCGGCUGCUAUAGAGGCACCAGCCGCAGACGUGGUAGAAGCUGCACAAGUCGCAGAAGCGGUAGCACCAGCAGCAGCACUAGCACAAGCACCCGAAGCUGCAACUGCAACUGCAACUGCAACCGCUACGGCGACAGCUGCAGAACCCUCAGGCACUCCUGCAAAAGAGGAAGACGAAGCCGCACCCGCACCACAAGCAACAUCAUAA
Messenger RNA from Sporothrix schenckii 1099-18, 1755 nucleotides. RefSeq names its product methyltransferase domain containing protein. The record is from RefSeq and is a predicted model, not a curated record. Gene Ontology annotation, molecular function: methyltransferase activity. The coding region runs from base 1 to 1755 and encodes 584 amino acids. Lineage: Eukaryota; Fungi; Ascomycota; Sordariomycetes; Ophiostomatales; Ophiostomataceae. The transcript has 8 exons.